CCUUUAAUAAGCGCCUCAUUUCACGUGUGAAGGGCCCAAUUACACUGGCCAGUAUUAAAUUAUCUGUUAAAUCGCGAAAAUUAGACUGACGAAAUCCCAACCAAAUGGCGGACACCAAGGAGACUAUUGUGGAGGGCGUGGAGGCACUGACGCUGAAUGGAAAAGCUGAGGUGGAGCCCGUGGAAACAGGCACGGAUGCUCAGGCCCAGGAGGGAGCAGCUGCACCAGCCGAAGAUGUCGUGGAUCCGUGGAAUGUGGCCAGCAGCAAUGACGCGGGCGUCGACUACGACAAGCUGAUUAAACGUUUUGGCUCCAGCAAAAUCGAUGAGGAGCUCAUCGCUCGCUUUGAAAAAAUCACGGGGAAGCCCGUGCACCACUUAAUCAAGCGGGGCAUGUUCUUCUCACACAGGGAUCUGCAUACGAUUCUGUCUCUGCGGGAACAGGGUAAACCCUUCUACUUGUACACUGGUCGUGGUCCUAGCUCCGGAUCCCUGCAUGUUGGUCACCUGGUGCCCUUUAUUAUGACCAAGUGGCUGCAGGAGACGUUCGAUGUGCCGCUGGUCAUCCAGCUGACCGACGACGAGAAGACCUUGUGGAAAGACCUGAAAGUAGAAGAUGCCAUCAAGCUGGCACGUGAGAAUGCCAAGGAUAUUGUGGCCAUGGGAUUCGAUGUCAAUAAGACAUUCAUAUUCAACAACCUGGAAUUUAUGGGAAAAAAUCCUGCCAUGUACCAGAACAUCAUUCGCAUCCAAAAGUGCGUCACCUUCAACCAGGUGAAGGGCAUCUUUGGCUUUGGCGAUUCAGACAUUAUUGGCAAGAUUGGUUUCCCGGCCGCUCAAGCAGCUCCUGCCAUCUCGAGCACCUUCCCCUUCAUUUUCGGCAACAAGAAGGUGCACUGUCUCAUCCCGUGCGCGAUCGAUCAGGACCCGUACUUCCGCAUGACCCGUGAUGUGGCCCCUCGUCUGGGAUUCCCCAAGUGCGCUCUUAUCCACUCAACCUUCUUCCCGGCGCUGCAGGGUGCCAAAACAAAGAUGUCUGCUAGCGAUCUGAAUUCGGCAGUUUUUUUGACAGAUACGCCGAAGCAGGUUAAGAACAAGAUCAACAAGUACGCCUUCUCCGGAGGACGCGCCACUGUGGAGGAGCACCGCAAGUUAGGUGGUGUACCCGAAGUUGAUGUUUCCUACCAGCUGCUUAAGUUCUUCCUGGAGGACGAUGCCAAGUUGGAGGAGGUGCGAGUGGCUUACAGCAAGGGUGAAAUGCUAACGGGGGAGAUCAAGAAGCUGGCCGUGGAGACCCUCACACCCAUUGUAGAACAGCACCAGGCAGCCAGGAAGCUGGUCACGGACGAAGUGCUUGAUAAAUACUUCGAAUUGCGACCCUUAAAGUUCGGCAGUUAGAACUUCAUCGGGGUUGAGGGACCUGCAUUUGCUUGACAUCGAUUCUUACUAGAGUUAAAACGAAAUUAGCUUAAAUCGAACUAAGCGAGAUUAGUUCAGCACCGAACCGACUAAGGAUCUCCUAUGUAAAUAGCAAAAAUGAAUUGAUCUUCGGCUGGGCUCUGAGUCCGAGUGGCGUCCACUUAAUGCAUCGUUGUACUCGCUAUUUAUUUUAUUUUUUACACACCGUGUUUACUUUUAUAAAGCAGAAAAUAAUAAACGGCUUCGAUUUGCAAUUGCCAGCACAGUGACCCACA
Messenger RNA from Drosophila ficusphila, 1693 nucleotides. It is a transcript of the gene TrpRS, whose product is annotated as tryptophan--tRNA ligase, cytoplasmic. Bases 105 to 1397 code for a protein of 430 amino acids. Gene Ontology annotation, cellular component: cytoplasm. The transcript has 4 exons. Gene Ontology annotation, molecular function: ATP binding; tryptophan-tRNA ligase activity. The record is from RefSeq and is a predicted model, not a curated record. Gene Ontology annotation, biological process: tryptophanyl-tRNA aminoacylation. NCBI's taxonomy places the organism in Eukaryota, Metazoa, Arthropoda, Insecta, Diptera, Drosophilidae.